Molecule: messenger RNA, 942 nt
Organism: Aspergillus fijiensis CBS 313.89
Lineage: Eukaryota; Fungi; Ascomycota; Eurotiomycetes; Eurotiales; Aspergillaceae
Product: NAD(P)-binding protein
Exons: 3
Coding region: 1-942 (313 amino acids)
Source: RefSeq, a predicted model, not a curated record
AUGCCUCUGACCGUCGGUAUCGCCGGUAUCACCGGCAAGUUCUCGCGUCUUGUCCUGAAGAACCUCCUCCGCAACCACCCCAACGUGCAGAUCCGCGGCUUCUGCCGUAACGCCUCCAAGCUCCCAGAGCACCUGCGCUCAUCCGACCGCAUCACCAUCAUCCAAGGUGACUCGAUGAGCUUGGACGACGCCCGCGAGUUCGUCCGCGGGAGCGAUGUGAUUGUGUGCGGCUACCUGGGUGACAACGAGUUUAUGACCGCCGGUCAGAAAGUGCUGGUCGAUGCGUGCGAGCUGGAGUCGGUGCCCCGCUACAUCGCCAGUGACUACUGCCUGGACUUCACCCAGCUGGAGUUGGGCCAGCAUCCCGCCAAGGACCCGAUGAAGCUGGUCAAGAGCUACCUGGACUCCAAGCCCACUGUGCAGGGGGUGCAUGUGCUGAUUGGUGCCUUCAUGGAGACCUUCUGGAGCCGGUACUUUGGCAUCUUUGACCCCGCGCAGCUGACCCUCUCGUACUGGGGGGACGGGGACGAGGUUUGGGAGUCGACCACCUACAGCACCGCAGCCGAGUUUGUGGCGGCGGUUGCGACUGAUCCCAAGGCCGUGGGCAUGCAGCAUUUCCUCGGAGACCGGAAAACCAUCCGCCAGAUUGCAGACGAGUUCGCCCAGGUCUAUGGCCGGGAGCCCCGGCUGGUACGCCUCGGCUCUCAAGAGCAGCUGUACCAGAAGAUGCAUGCCAUUUAUGACCAGGAUCCCUCGAACAUCUACGCUUACUUGGCUCUCUUCUAUCAGUACUAUUGCACCAAUGGACAAACAUACCUCAAGCCAGAGCUGGAUAAUUCCAGGUACCUGAGCGUGAAGCCGAUGACCUUCAGGCAGUUCCUGCAGUCGCACAGCAUCGACUCGUUGAGCGACUCGUACCAGAACGCUGGGUCGGAUGCCUAA